Capsicum annuum is the source of this 1081-nucleotide messenger RNA. Its product is annotated as mediator of RNA polymerase II transcription subunit 13-like. Gene Ontology annotation, cellular component: mediator complex. The coding region runs from base 1 to 918 and encodes 305 amino acids. Gene Ontology annotation, biological process: regulation of transcription by RNA polymerase II. The record is from RefSeq and is a predicted model, not a curated record. The transcript has 2 exons. Gene Ontology annotation, molecular function: transcription coregulator activity. NCBI's taxonomy places the organism in Eukaryota, Viridiplantae, Streptophyta, Magnoliopsida, Solanales, Solanaceae.
AUGGCGAAUUUAACAUUUCAAGUUCCUUUGCAGGGCUUUAAGAGGUCACGGACUGGGAUUUCUGAGUCAUUUAGUCAGGGAGGAGCAGUGGUAAAUCCAUCAACAAGUGAUUAUGCUUCAAGGGAAGUUAAUAGUUCGGCAAUAACUGGCGGAAAUGAUCAGAUUGGGCUUCAGUGGGGUUGGGAUGACGACGAUAGCGAUGUAGGGACGGAUAUUCAGGCACUUCUCCCAGAGUUUGGAGAUUUUGGUGAUUUCUUUGAGAAUGAUGCUUUGCCAUUUGGAGAGCCUCCAGGAACUGCAGAGUCUCAGACUCUUAUGUUUCCUGCCUCAGACAGUGUGGAUGUUGGUAGCAGCCCCUGUCCUUCGAUGAUGGACAUGCAAGAUCAGCUUCUUUUUCCUGUAGUUUUUUCAUCCUUUGAGAGCUUUAAUCAACCACCGCCUCCGGUAAUUCUGGAUGAUUCACUGAGCAAGCAUCAGGAAGUUAUUAGAAGUGCUGCAGUUGCUAAUCAAGUAAACAGUACUUGUGCAACUAUUGCUGGUGAAUUUGAUCACUUAAUUAAAGCUGCAGCUCUCAUGUCAUUCUCUCCAGAGUAUGGAGCAGUUGAAACCCCUACAGGGGAGAACUCCCAUUUGAUUUUCAGGAAUCCCUAUGUUCCGAAGUCCCGAGAAGUGGAGACUGCGAAUUCAAGCUCAAACAGUUAUGUUUACUCAGCGACCCCACCUUUGUCGCCUUGCUUUGAUGCAUGUCAGGAGAAGUCCGGGGUGACUGUAAACCUCAAAGCAGGUACCGCAAGGCAUGAUACAGGCUCCAUUCUUCAAUCAAAGAAAUACUACACUCACAUUGAAAGUGGGAAAGGAAAAACGAUGAUAAGUUGUCUGGUUUUGUACGUAGUUGCACUACGCGUGAGACUCAAGUAGCACAGUCUCCGUUUUCUGGUUUCAAUUCGAAAAAUUCUGUUAAGGUAUCCACGAUAAAACUGAUAAAGCCAAUGAAGGGCUACUAAAAGCAGGCAGCUCCGGUCAAUCAAUCAAAACUGUGCUUGCAACAGAAGUUGAAUGCCUUAUGUGCCAGGCAUUUAUG